AUGGGGCAGGGCUACAAUCAAAAACCCACGGGACCACCUGCUGCCGGCAAGGUCGGGUCGGGUUUUGGGAAUGGAUCAAUACCGUUGCGGUUGGCACAGGCGAUCGCUGUUUGCUUGGCGCAGGCGCAUGACUUGACCGCCAUAGUUACCAAACAGGAUUCUUCAGCAUCUCCUAGCUCUGAUAAACCGCCAAACCUCAAAGCUUCCAGUUCUACAAUAGAAUCGCAUCGCGCCUAG
This is a messenger RNA of Pyricularia grisea, 237 nucleotides long. RefSeq lists its product as uncharacterized. The transcript has 2 exons. NCBI's taxonomy places the organism in Eukaryota, Fungi, Ascomycota, Sordariomycetes, Magnaporthales, Pyriculariaceae. The record is from RefSeq and is a predicted model, not a curated record. The coding region runs from base 1 to 237 and encodes 78 amino acids.